GAACCACUCAAUAAAUUAUUUCUACCUGACUGAUCACUAUCUCGUAUCUCGCCGAUGAAUCAGGAAUGUUGAUUAGUAAUUGAUUAGUAACGAUCAUAGUGACAGACGUCACGUACCGGAAACCCGGUGUUAAAAGCCCGAACGGGUAAUGGACCACCAACAAAGUCAACAAGUGUACAUGAAAUUAAAAAUAAAUUCCGAGGGUCGGUCAUGUAAAUGACAAUUUAAAUCCUUAAAAGAGAGCGUGGACAUUCACUAUUAAAGUCAGUCCUUGAUCGAGACAUACAUACAUAAACGUAAAGUUAUAAUCGGAUGUGACUUCGUGUGCAAGGUAUAUGUACAAAUACAAUGGAUACUAAUGGUUAUGAGAUGAGCACUUCUAUUGGUUCAGAAGAUGCAACAAGCUUAGCUUCAUAUUAUGACAAUGCAAACUCUGGGAGGACGUCCAGUAGUUUUGAAGAACAAAGUGAUGAAAGUGAAUCUGAACAUGAACUAGAUGAUCAUGAGGCUGAUAUUGAUAAGAUGUUAAUGGACCUUGAGGGUUUUCAAGUGGAACUGAUCCAACCUGAUGGUCAACAAGUUGAGGAAGAGCCACCAGAAAACAAUGAACCAUUGGAUGAAAUAUCGUUUUCAAUGAAUGCUAUUGAGGAAAGUGGAGAUGUAGAUUUAGAUGCACUAUUAGAAGAUCUCUGCAUUAUGGAGAAAGAUCUGCAAAUAGAUGUUAAGGUAUCUGAACCAGCUGAAGCAAGAUCCCCAUCACCAUCCAAGCUUGCCAAUAGCAGAUUGUCAUCUCCUGUCAAGGUCACAGCAGAUGUGAAGAUGCAGUUAGAAGCAUUAGGAGAGGAACUAGAAAGUCGAGAGGAACUAACUCUUGAAGAACAACAAGCGAAAUUUAAAGAAGAAAAGAUCCGUAUUGCGAUGGAAAAAUUACGAGAGGCCAGAAUCAAGAAGCUGGUAAUCAAAGUAUUUAACGAUGAAGAUCCGACAUCCAAGACAAUCAUUGUUGAUCAGUCUUGGACUUCGUGGAUGGUGUGUAAAAAAAUGAUCGUGAAAUACGACAGAGAAGCAAGUACUAAUUGGGUGUUGGAGGAAAGACAACCUGGAAACCAAUUACAUCGUGUUUUAGAAGAUCACGAAUGUGUAGUUGACGUUGUUUCGCAAUGGCCGCGGGAAACGGAUAAUCAGUUGGUAUUCACUAUGAGAAGAGAUAAAUAUGUUUUAUUUAAAAAUCCACAGAAUUAUUUGCUAUCGAGUGACACACAUGAAGGUUCAGCACGAUUAGCAGAACAGAGUAAAGAUACUCUAAUAAGCGAGUUCUUCAAACCCGAUGCAAUGCGUCUUCCCAACCUUGAUGGAAUAUUGUAUUUGAAAGAAGGAAGAAAAACCUGGAAGAAACAUUACUUUCUCUUGAGAGCUUCGGGGAUUUACUACACACCAAAAGGAAAAACAAAGAAUCAACGAAACUUGUCUUGUCUUGUAUCGUUUGAGAAUACAUACGUUUACACAACAACAGAAUUCAGAAAAAAUCAAAAAGCCCCCACGGACCAUUGCUUUGUUGUCAAGCCUUGUAUUUCCAAAGAUCUUGAAUCAAGACAAGUGAAGUGCCUGUGUGCAAGUGAUGCCAAAACGAUGCAACGAUGGGUUACCUGUAUACGGGUGGGAAAGUUUGGUUAUCAGAUGUUAGAAAAUAAGAACAAUGUUCAUCAAGAGGUGGAAGAUCUCACUGUUGGAACGAUAAAGAGACAACGGUCAUUAUCUUCAGGUUCCAGUUCAAGCUCAGAGCUCGGAUCUUUACAGGAGAAUGGAUCAAGAGGCCGAGCUCGCUCUGAUGUUACUGAUCACCCUCACAGAAAAGGCACUAUCCGCAAGAAGGAAGUUCCCAUUCAAGGUUCAACAACUCUGGCAAAAUUGUUCCAACAGGCUUGGAAGAAAGGUGCUGAAGCUGAAAAGGCACUAUCUCCUACCUCACCACCUACACCAUUCUCCCCAAGAACUGCCCAAACUCCUCAUUCUGGACCGAAAUCGUUCUUUGUUGGAAAUGAAAAGUUGCGGAACUUAGAUAACAUCCGAGAAGAAGGUGAUACUAAUCAUUCUAAUAAACCGCUUGUUCUUGAUCCUGCUCCACCCGCACGACGAUCCUUCAGUAACCAAGGAAAUAACUCUGUCCCCCGACCACCCUCGCCCCCGCUGCCGCCCUCGCUGCCGCCCUCGCUGCCGAAUGUUCUACGAAUCGAACCCGCCGAUACGAAUGAGGAAGAGAUACCAUCGCCGUCAAGAAAUGGUCUUGAACCGCCGCAAAAUCCUCCUCGUGGAUUAACGCCUCCCCCGCCACCACCUCCCUUACAACGACCGGAUAGUCCGUCAUUUAAUGAUGACUUUCCUCUUCCACCACCUCCCAUGUUACCAAGUCCGAAUGACGAAAUCUCCCCUGGUGACCCUAGGAAGGGAAAGCCUGAAAUUCAUUUUCCCCCUCCUCCUCCCAUUCAUGCAAACAAUUCUGGCCCUCCUCCACCCCCUCCUCCCCCGCCUCUUCCAGUAAAUUCUACAAAUUUUUAAAUUUUAUUAAAUAAUAGUUGGUGAAAAAUAAACAUGGUUGAAAAGUAUGCACAAGUUUUUAAUUCAUCGUUUUGCGAGAGGAGGUCACGACGAGGGAUGAAUACAUGCAUGACCUCGCGAAACGUAGCGCGUCUUUUGCUCCGUUUAGACGUCCGUAUGAGAAAUUGAACGGCGCAAGUUUGUGUUUUGAUCCAAACCCGAACCUUGAUAACUUGAUAGAUUUUAGCUGGUGGCGGGCAAAGUGCCCUCAACUGUGCUUAACACAUAUUCUUUGGCGCUAGUUUCAAUAUACAUAAAACGUUCACUUGUCUAUGUAUCGGCCGUCGAGAUGUUCUCACAAACAUUUUUCAAUCAGUCUUUUAAUAUGAAUGACUAUUGUCUAGUCCUUUUCUGUGGUCAUAACUGCAUGCCGUCAACCAUGUUUCAGCUGUUCAAAGAAAACCAUGUUUAUUUUCCAUCAACUAGGUUGAUGACUUCACACAAUCACAAAUAUUAAUUCGUAUUUAAAUAUAGGGACAAUAUUUUAUAAACAUCGUCUUGGAGAAAUAAUCUUUAAAGUAAUUAAUUUAUAUUAACAUUCAUUUCAAUGAUAGUAUGGAAUACUUAUAGGAUGUUAAUGAAAAGAAAUAUAUCUUAAGAUGACAACAUUACACGGGACUGCCUAUAUGCAGGUGACCAUGCAAUCGCGUUAAAUAUUCCAACGAAUGUAUCGUCAGAACGAAGCAGUGAUGCUUAUUACAUAAAAGCAGUGGCCAAAUGGAUGGAUUUUCAGUUCUCUAGCAACGCAGCUUUAUUAUUCGUGUCACACCUCUCACCAUUUAUUAAUCACUUGCAACGGACUAUAGAAAUAUGCAAAACAACAACAAGUUGUUGUUUUUUUCAAACAGUCGUUUGCUUCUCAUGCAUUUGAAACAAUAGUUAAUCAAUUGAUGUAUUGUUAAUGCGCUCGGCAUAUAAGAAGCACCACGUUUUAACAGGCCUUUUACUGUAAAGUGUCCGCAUCGAUGCAUAAAGUGCAUUGUCCGUUGGAAUGUUCUCACUCAGACUUUAUACUCUCGAAGAAGGAAUGAUCACUCGAAGAAGUUUAGGAAAAGUUGGAAGAAUCUUGCUCAGGUACAUGGUACCGGUCAUGAUUGGUUUAAGAAUGGCUUGGUUUUGGCUUUGCAACUAUUAAUUCAUGGUCGUGUUGAUUUGAAAUUGAAUAGCCAGAGGCAUUAGCAACUGGAAGCAUAUUCUUUCCGAUUUUCAUUACUAUAUCUUGUAUAUUUUGAUUG
Dendronephthya gigantea is the source of this 3830-nucleotide messenger RNA. Its product is annotated as amyloid beta A4 precursor protein-binding family B member 1-interacting protein-like. Gene Ontology annotation, biological process: signal transduction. Lineage: Eukaryota; Metazoa; Cnidaria; Anthozoa; Malacalcyonacea; Nephtheidae. The record is from RefSeq and is a predicted model, not a curated record. The transcript is spliced from 17 exons. Bases 349 to 2556 code for a protein of 735 amino acids.